AUCGUGAAAAAAGGAAAAACACUACAUGAAGCCAAACGGGCCGUCAAUCUAUUCGGGUCGACCCAAAUCAACAAUAUAAGCCUAUAGUUCUUCGCUUUCAAUCUGGAACUAAUCAUAUCUUUUGCUGUUCCCAUCAAGUUUAAAGAAAAGAGAACAAGAUGACUACUGCGGCUCGACCAACCUGGGCACCUGCUAAAGGAGGGAAUGAACAGGGCGGUACCAGAAUUUUUGGCCCUUCUCAGAAGUACUCUUCAAGGGACAUUGCUUCCCACACCACACUAAAGCCCAGAAAGGAAGGGCAAGACACUCAGGAGGAACUGCAGAAGAGGAAUCUUCGUGAUGAGUUGGAGGAGCGUGAGCGAAGACAUUUUUCGUCUAGAGAGGACAAAGAUCGUAGGAAGGGAGGGCAUCUGCUCUUGGAAGGUUCAAAAAGAGAGAUCGAAGACCGUAUGAUUCCACGGAGUGCAGAUGCUGAUGAUGAAGUGGAAAUAAAAAGUGAUGACGAGAGUGAUGACGACGAUGAUGAUGAGGAUGAUACAGAAGCUCUUUUGGCUGAGCUUGAACAGAUAAAGAAGGAAAGAGCAGAGGAUAAACUACGGAAGGAGCGUCAGGAACAAGAAGAGCAGCUUAAAGUCAAAGAGGCAGAAUUGAUACGCGGAAAUCCUCUGCUGAAUAACGCGACCUCGUUCAGUGUGAAAAGAAGGUGGGAUGAUGAUGUGGUUUUUAAGAACCAGACUCGUGGUGAGACCAAAACACCCAAGCGCUUCAUCAAUGACACUAUUAGGAGUGACUUCCACCGCAAAUUUCUCCAGAAAUACAUGAAGUAGCAAGUUGCUGUUUUAAAGUUGGAGGAUUCUGAAUUAUGUUUUCAUUAUGAAUCAAGAAUGCUAUCAUAUAUAUGUAUUAAAUUGUAUUAUAUAGUUUUAUCACUGGAUUAUAAAUCAUUUCUGAAGUUAAAUGUUAGUCAUAUGUUCAGCAA
Daucus carota subsp. sativus is the source of this 979-nucleotide messenger RNA. RefSeq lists its product as uncharacterized. Lineage: Eukaryota; Viridiplantae; Streptophyta; Magnoliopsida; Apiales; Apiaceae. The record is from RefSeq and is a predicted model, not a curated record. Gene Ontology annotation, cellular component: catalytic step 2 spliceosome. Gene Ontology annotation, molecular function: RNA binding. Gene Ontology annotation, biological process: mRNA cis splicing, via spliceosome. The coding region runs from base 159 to 827 and encodes 222 amino acids. The transcript has 8 exons.